GGCGCCCAGGCGGCGCGCUGACGUCCGACGCUCCAGGUACUUUCCCCAAGGCCGGCUUGGCUCAACGUUGGGGGGCGGGGCGGGGCGCGGAGCGCGCAUGCGCCACAGUGCCAGCGCUCUCCCCGGAUAGAGCGGGGCCCGAGCCCGUCCGCUGUGGUGGUUCCGCUCGCGCUGCCCCGCCGCCAUGUCGGCAACCAUCGAGCGGGAGUUCGAGGAACUGGAUGCUCAGUGUCGCUGGCAGCCGUUAUACUUGGAAAUUCGAAAUGAAUCUCAUGACUAUCCUCAUAGAGUGGCCAAGUUUCCAGAAAACAGAAACCGAAACAGAUACAGAGAUGUAAGCCCAUAUGAUCACAGUCGUGUUAAACUGCAAAGUACUGAAAAUGAUUAUAUUAAUGCCAGCUUAGUUGACAUAGAAGAGGCACAAAGAAGUUACAUCUUAACACAGGGCCCCCUUCCUAACACAUGCUGCCAUUUCUGGCUCAUGGUGUGGCAGCAAAAGACCAAAGCAGUUGUCAUGCUAAACCGAACUGUAGAAAAAGAAUCGGUUAAAUGUGCACAGUACUGGCCAACGGAUGACAGAGAAAUGGUGUUUAAGGAGACGGGAUUCAGUGUGAAGCUCUUAUCUGAAGAUGUAAAAUCAUAUUAUACAGUACAUCUACUACAGUUAGAAAACAUCAAUAGUGGUGAAACCAGAACCAUAUCUCACUUCCAUUAUACCACCUGGCCAGAUUUUGGAGUUCCAGAGUCACCGGCUUCAUUCCUAAACUUCUUGUUUAAAGUUAGAGAAUCUGGUUCCUUGACCCCUGACCAUGGACCUGCAGUGAUCCAUUGCAGUGCGGGCAUUGGGCGCUCUGGCACCUUCUCUCUUGUAGAUACCUGUCUCGUUCUGAUGGAAAAAGGAGAGGAUGUUAAUGUGAAACAACUAUUACUGAAUAUGAGAAAGUAUCGAAUGGGACUUAUUCAGACACCAGACCAGCUCAGAUUCUCCUACAUGGCCAUAAUAGAAGGAGCAAAGUACACAAAAGGAGAUUCAAAUAUACAGAAACGGUGGAAAGAACUUUCUAAAGAAGAUUUAUCUCCUAUUUGUGAUCAUUCACAAAACAGAAUGAUGGUUGAGAAGUACAAUGGGAAGAGAAUAGGUUCAGAAGAUGAAAAGUUAACAGGGCUUCCUUCUAAGGUGCAGGAUACUGUGGAGGAGAGCAGUGAGAGCAUUCUACGGAAACGUAUUCGAGAGGAUAGAAAGGCUACGACGGCUCAGAAGGUGCAGCAGAUGAAACAGAGGCUAAAUGAAACUGAACGAAAAAGAAAAAGGUGGUUAUAUUGGCAACCUAUUCUCACUAAGAUGGGGUUUGUGUCAGUCAUUUUGGUUGGCGCUUUGGUUGGCUGGACAUUGCUUUUUCAGUAAAAUGUAUAAAUUAACAGUUUUUCCCAGCACCUUUCUGCACUAGUAGCUGACAGUGGUGCAUUAAUCUCAAGGGUUUGUUAGCAAUGCCUCAUACCCAGAAACACUGCGCUAGAGUAGACAUCAGCCAGACAAGGGUUAUUACAGUCACAAGCCCAGCAUCUCAGGACUCUUCACUGCAGGCUCCUCUGAAACCCAGACUGUCAAUGGCUCACAAUAAAGACAAGCAUGCUUGUUGGAAACUGUUACUUCUUACAGCUGCGUUCACACCAGUAUAUUGAGAAAUCCUUUAUCACAAGGAUUGGCUUUUGGAGGCCUUCUGGAUUUUAACCUGCACUUGAUAUAAGCAAUAAACAUUGUGGCAUUUUUCUACAUUAUUAAUGGAAAGAAAAUAUCCUUUAAACAAUGUAUGUAAUGAGUAAUGUACUGUUGAAAUGGGCAUUACAACUUUAUAUAACCAUUUUAGGGUAAAUAUAUUUUAUAAGUACCUAUUUAAUCUUACUUUUGUAGUUAAAUGUACUUUUUAAAGGUUCAAUUUGAAAGUCUGUUAUCAUAGAAAAAUAAAUUGUAUGUUGACUCAGUUGUA
Molecule: messenger RNA, 1988 nt
Organism: Mus pahari (shrew mouse)
Lineage: Eukaryota; Metazoa; Chordata; Mammalia; Rodentia; Muridae
Gene: Ptpn2
Product: protein tyrosine phosphatase non-receptor type 2
Exons: 9
Coding region: 185-1405 (406 amino acids)
Biological process (GO): protein dephosphorylation
Molecular function (GO): protein tyrosine phosphatase activity
Source: RefSeq, a predicted model, not a curated record